Molecule: messenger RNA, 1481 nt
Organism: Epinephelus moara (kelp grouper)
Lineage: Eukaryota; Metazoa; Chordata; Actinopteri; Perciformes; Serranidae
Gene: eno1b
Product: enolase 1b, (alpha)
Exons: 12
Coding region: 130-1431 (433 amino acids)
Biological process (GO): glycolytic process
Cellular component (GO): phosphopyruvate hydratase complex
Molecular function (GO): magnesium ion binding; phosphopyruvate hydratase activity
Source: RefSeq, a predicted model, not a curated record
AAGAAGAAGAGAGUCUUCUUCGUUGAUUCUUGCCUAUGAUUCUUGCACGCAUUUGUCUUGGACGCUGUCAAGACACACUUCGUCCGAGUCUUCUCAUCUUGUCUGCGGUUUACAGUAAGGUCCGACACCAUGUCCAUUGCCAAGAUCCACGCCCGAGAGAUCUUUGAUUCUCGUGGAAACCCCACUGUAGAGGUUGACCUUUACACUGAUAAAGGCUUGUUCAGGGCAGCCGUACCAAGCGGUGCAUCCACUGGAAUCUACGAAGCCUUGGAGCUCAGGGACAAUGACAAGUCUCGCUACCUGGGGAAAGGAGUCUCACAGGCUGUCGAAAACAUAAAUUCAACCAUUGCACCUGCACUUGUUGGCAAAGAUGUAUCUGUGGUUGAGCAAGACAGAAUUGACCGUAUGAUGAUAGAGUUGGAUGGCACAGAGAACAAAUCCAAAUUUGGAGCAAAUGCCAUCCUGGGUGUUUCCCUGGCUGUCUGCAAAGCUGGUGCAGCAGAGAAAGGUGUCCCCCUGUAUCGUCAUAUUGCUGACCUUGCAGGAAACCCAGAGGUCAUCCUGCCUGUGCCGGCCUUCAAUGUGAUCAAUGGUGGCUCCCAUGCAGGCAACAAGCUUGCCAUGCAGGAGUUCAUGAUCCUGCCCAUCGGCGCAAGCACCUUCAAAGAAGCCAUGCGCAUCGGAGCCGAGGUCUACCACAAUCUCAAAAGCGUCAUCAAAAAGAAAUAUGGUCAGGAUGCCACCAACGUGGGUGAUGAAGGUGGUUUUGCUCCAAACAUCCUGGAGAACCAGGAGGCUCUGGAGUUGAUAAAGGAGGCCAUCUCCAAAGCAGGAUACACAGAUGAGGUUGUGAUCGGCAUGGAUGUGGCAGCGUCUGAAUUUUACAGGGAGGGAAAAUAUGACCUGGACUUCAAGUCUCCUGAUGACCCGAGCCGUUACAUCACCCCUGACGAGCUGGCUGACCUUUACAAGAGCUUUGUGAAGGAUUAUCCAGUGGUUUCCAUCGAGGAUCCCUUUGACCAGGACGACUGGGCGGCCUGGACCAACUUCACUGGCAGCGUAGACCUCCAGGUGGUUGGAGACGAUCUGACGGUGACUAACCCUAAUCGCAUCACCAAGGCUGUGGAUGAGAAGGCCUGCAACUGCCUGCUGCUUAAAGUCAAUCAGAUUGGCACAGUGACUGAGUCCAUGCAGGCGUGUAAGAUGGCCCAGGAAAACGGCUGGGGUGUGAUGGUCAGCCAUCGCUCUGGUGAAACUGAGGACACCUUCAUAGCGGACUUGGUGGUCGGCUUGUGCACUGGGCAGAUCAAGACUGGGGCACCCUGUCGCUCUGAGCGUUUGGCUAAAUACAACCAGAUACUUCGCAUCGAAGAGGAGCUGGGAGACAAGGCUGUUUUUGCUGGUAAAAACUUCAGGAAGCCAUUGGCAUAGUAAAUGGACGAAGCACUUACUUCACAGGCAAAUUAAUUUCUACACACAAA